Messenger RNA from Chrysochloris asiatica (Cape golden mole), 957 nucleotides. RefSeq names its product family with sequence similarity 76, member A (gene FAM76A). Lineage: Eukaryota; Metazoa; Chordata; Mammalia; Afrosoricida; Chrysochloridae. The transcript is spliced from 8 exons. The coding region runs from base 84 to 920 and encodes 278 amino acids. The record is from RefSeq and is a predicted model, not a curated record.
GCCGCUGCCGCCAGAUUGUGCUUCAGACUGUCAGAUAAAGCAGCGGGCCCCCAGCGGGGUGGUGAACACAGCCCGAGCAGGACAUGGCGGCGCUCUACGCCUGCACCAAGUGCCACCAGCGCUUCCCCUUCGAGGCGCUGUCUCAGGGGCAGCAGCUGUGCAAGGAAUGUCGGAUUGCACACCCUGUUGUGAAGUGCACCUACUGCAGGACUGAGUACCAGCAGGAGAGUAAAACCAACACAAUAUGCAAGAAAUGUGCUCAGAAUGUGCAGUUGUAUGGAACGCCUAAACCUUGUCAGUAUUGCAACAUAAUUGCAGCAUUUAUUGGCAAUAAGUGCCAGCGCUGUACAAAUUCAGAGAAAAAGUAUGGACCACCAUAUUCUUGUGAACAGUGCAAGCAACAAUGUGCAUUCGACAGGAAAGACGAUAGAAAGAAGGUAGAUGGAAAAUUGUUGUGUUGGCUGUGCACACUCUCUUACAAACGGGUCCUUCAGAAGACCAAAGAGCAGAGGAAGCACUUGAGCAGUUCUUCCCGGGCUGGCCACCAGGAGAAGGAGCAGUACAGUCGACUGAGUGGCAGUGGUCAUUACAACAGCUUUUCCCCAGACCUGGCUCUGGACUCCCCGGGCACUGACCACUUUGUCAUCAUUGCCCAACUAAAGGAAGAAGUGGCCACUCUGAAGAAGAUGCUGCAUCAAAAGGAUCAAAUGAUUUUAGAGAAAGAGAAGAAGAUUACAGAGUUGAAGGCUGAUUUUCAGUACCAGGAGUCUCAGAUGAGAGCCAAAAUGAACCAGAUGGAGAAAACCCACAAAGAAGUUACAGAACAGUUACAGGCCAAAAACCGAGAACUUCUGAAGCAAGCAGCUGCCUUGUCCAAGAGUAAGAAGUCCGAGAAGUCAGGAACUAUAACUUCUCCAUGAGAAAUCACCAGGAGACUACCCAGCAACAGCUGAUGGA